Lizanozyma spartinae is the source of this 1914-nucleotide messenger RNA. RefSeq names its product DNA topoisomerase 3 (gene TOP3). Bases 1 to 1914 code for a protein of 637 amino acids. The transcript has a single exon. Gene Ontology annotation, molecular function: DNA topoisomerase type I (single strand cut, ATP-independent) activity; DNA binding. The record is from RefSeq and is a predicted model, not a curated record. Gene Ontology annotation, biological process: DNA topological change. Lineage: Eukaryota; Fungi; Ascomycota; Pichiomycetes; Serinales; Debaryomycetaceae. Gene Ontology annotation, cellular component: nucleus.
AUGAGUAAUGUACGGGUACUAUGUGUGGCGGAGAAGCCUACAAUAGCACGUCAGGUAUCCGGAGUGCUUAGUGGAGGCAGUUUCCGUACACGGAAUGGGAAAUCAAAGUAUAAUAAGAACUUUGAAUUCACCUAUAACUUUGGUCAAUGGGGUUAUGCGCAAGUGGUGAUGACCUCAGUUUCAGGUCAUUUGUUACUGAUAGACUUCCCUAGUAACUAUGGAUGGGAUAAGGUAACUCCGGGAAGACUAUUUGAAGCUCCUAUCACCGAGGUUGUCCCCAAUGAUAAGAAGGACAUAUACAAUAACAUCAAACAAGAAGCGCGUUUCGCCACCAUACUCAUGAUCUGGACAGAUUGUGAUAGAGAAGGUGAAUACAUUGGGUGGGAGAUAGUUAAAGCUGCUCAAGAGGGUAACCCCCGGAUCCAAAUCGAGACGUCAGUUUUCCGAAGUCAAUUUAGUCAUUUGGAACGGAACCAUGUCAUUCAUGCGGCUAAUAACCCCAUCAGUUUGAAUAUGAAAGCUGUUGAUGCUGUUGCAUGUAGACAAGAAAUUGACCUUCGAGUAGGUCUGAGUUUCACAAGACUACUUUCACGGUCAUUGGGAAGCUCUCGAGUCAUUGAACCCAAAACGUUGAUAUCUUAUGGUACAUGUCAAUUUCCUACAUUGGGGUUUAUAGUCGAUAGGUAUAAACGUGUCAAGAGUUUUGUUCCUGAGCAGUUUUGGUAUAUCAAAGUUACUUUGAAGAAAAAUGAUCAAAUGGCCGAUUUUCAUUGGACAAGAGGUAAUAUAUUUGACCGAUUGUUCCCGACUUUGGUGUAUAGUGACCUUUUAGCUCGAUUUCCCCAAGGUGGUAAGGUCCAAAUGUCUCAUCCCCGACCAACUUCCAAAUGGAAACCUUUGCCAUUGACAACUGUCAUAUUGCAAAAGGACUGUUCCGUCUACUUUAAGAUGAGUGCAAAGGCAACGUUAGAUGCUGCAGAAAAGUUAUACCAAAGUGGUUGGCUACUGUAUCCUAGAACGGAAACAGAUGUAUUCCCUGAUGCCAUGGAUUUGCACAGCUUAAUUCAAAAUCAAACUCAAUCACCUAUUUGGGGUUCUUAUGCUCUGGAGUUAUUGAAUGAUGGUAAGUUUGACCGCCCUAGAGCAGGUAAAAACAAUGAUCAAGCUCAUCCUCCUAUUCAUCCAGUGGUGUUUGUUUCCACUGAUGUUCUACGAGAUUCUAACCAAAGGAAUGUUUACGAAUACGUGGUUAGAAGGUUCCUUGCUUCGUGUUCUCGAGAUGCUAAAGGUGAACAAACAAAGGCUACUUUUGAAUGGGGUCAUGAGAAGUUUGUGGCAGAGGGGGUCAUGGUGAAGGAACUCAAUUAUUUGGAGGUUUACAAGUAUCAAAAAUGGGAGUCUUCCAAACAAUUACCCCAAUUUGAGAAUGGAGAAUUGAUCAAACCUUUCAAACAUGGAAUCUUUGAAGGCAAAACAUCCCCGCCUCAGUACAUGACUGAAGCCGAGUUGAUUCUAUUAAUGGAUGCUAAUGGGAUUGGAACGGACGCUACUAUUGCAGAGCACAUUACAAAAAUAAUUGACCGACAGUACGUCUCAAAGACAAAAGUUGGAAGAGGUGGACCUGAAGUACUUGUACCUUCAUGGCUAGGAAUGGGACUAAUUGAUGGAUUUGAUAGCAUGGAAUUUGAUGAUAUUUCACUUAGUAAGCCAUUCCUUCGAAAAGAUCUAGAGGUCAACCUAUCCAUGAUUGUUUCUGGUUCUAAGACUAAACAGGAUGUUCUAACAGAAUUCGUCACCCUCUACAAAAGAGCCUACGCUACUACAAAUUCGAAACUCCCUUUACUAAAUGAUUCGUGUCGUCGUUGUCGAGAUCUUACCACCACACAAGCUAGCACUACAACUCCAGCCAUGUAA